AUGCCUCUCCUCGCCCUCUCAGACGAAAUCCUACGCAGAAUCAUCUCGUACCUCCCUUCCUUCCCCGUCCCGUGCCCACGCCCUUGGACCGGGCCAGACGACCAUACACCGCUUCUUGAGCUGGAUGCGAACUUGCAAAGCCUGUGUGCGACGAAUCGGAGCUUGAGGAAGCUCUGCGUGCCGCUUUUGUAUGGGAGCGUCGUGUUGAAUUUGGAGAGACAUGCGCUCGGGAUGCAGCGUGCGGUUCUUUUGGGUGGGAUACUUUCCGAGCCUGAGGUAUCGCAGUAUGUUCGUCAUGUUCGGAUUCACGACAGCAAACAGCCCUGGAAUGCCUAUCACUGGACACACCUCUGGUGCGCCUACCUCCGCAUCAUGGGCGACGAAUCUUUAUACGGCUUGGCCUCUUCAUCAGCGGCCACGCUCCUCCAAGUCACACGGGACCUGCUUGAUUCCCUACGGAACCUCAUGACGAUCGAUGCGGAACGGACGGACGUGCCCCUGGAUGAGGAUAUCGUCAAUGCGAUACAUGGACACCCAUCCCUCCAUGAAAUACGUUUAGAAAGCUUCCGUCAAUUCGGGAAUUUAUCCGUCGACUUCCUGUCCUCGACACCGAUGUCGCGCAUCCGUGUCCGCGGUCUCAUCAUUGACGAACAACAACACCCGAUGCCAGCGCUCCACAGGACGGACAUGUUACAAGCCUGUGCGAGACCCGACGGGCCACGUAUCGACGAACUUGUCGUCGGGUGGUUCGAGGAUCCGGCAUGGAUAGGACUAACGUUCAACGGGCUAAGAGAUGUUAGGCUUUCGGUGUAUGAACAGACCGCGAAGUAUUUCCUCCCGAGGACCUGUGCUGAGUUUUUUGAACGGCAUAAUGAGGGUACGGGGCUCGAGUCUGUGCAGAUCUCGGGGGACGGAGUGAAGGAUCUUUCUUUGCUUGAGAACAUCCCCUGCGUCUCGCUCCUGCGCGAAGUCGCGAUCGCGCAUGGGUACGAGGACGCGUUCUGGUUGGAUAACGUCCAUGUGCAGCGGAGUCGAGGUGGACGGAGAGAACCAGCGGACUUGGCGGAGGGAGAGUGGUAUUUGAAGAGUGUUAGUGUCGUGUUCAAGGAGAGGACGGAGGAGGUGUUACCUUUCGUUCUAGACUGCCUUCCACCUUGUGAGAGCUUGAGUCUGUCCAAACCGUCGGAUGACGACGAGGAUUGGAUAGCCCUCUCAAUCACACACUCCAUCCUCCUCUCCCACACCCCCACCCUUCAACACACACACCACCUCUCGCUCUCCCAAUUCCCUCUCUGGGACACUCCACCAGACCACCCCAUCCCCUUCGGCUACUGUGGCCCCGAUCCCGGCUCCGACGACGACGACGAUGAAGACUUCGACGAACCGUCUCUAGACGAACUCAUGGACAUCCUUUCACCCCUCGGGACAGCCCUAGAACCUCAAGUCAGAGAACUAGCGAAUGUGUGUAAGAGGUUGGGAGGGGUGAAUUUCGCGGGGCCGAGGGGGUUCGAGGUUGGGGAUCAUUUUUUUGAGUAUGUUGUGCAUGGGAGGAGUAGGGGUGCGGGUGAUAAUGAAGAAUACGGAGAGGAAGAUGGGGAUGUAGAGGAUGGAGAGGAUGAUGACGACGGAGAGGAGGUGGAUAUCGAAUGGGGCAUUCCGAUGUAUAAGUAG
This is a messenger RNA of Stereum hirsutum FP-91666 SS1, 1671 nucleotides long. RefSeq lists its product as uncharacterized. Lineage: Eukaryota; Fungi; Basidiomycota; Agaricomycetes; Russulales; Stereaceae. Bases 1 to 1671 code for a protein of 556 amino acids. The record is from RefSeq and is a predicted model, not a curated record. The transcript is spliced from 3 exons.